AUGAGUUCCGCGUAUCUCCCAUACAUUCGCUACUGUAUUUUCAUGGGAAAUCUCGGAUUCUUCUCAAAUGCGAUUUUUGGAUUCAUCCUGGUCUAUUUGACCUUGUUCCAUGUGAAAAGACAAUUCGGAUCAUACAAGUACCUUCUGGCCAAUUUUCAAGUCCUUGGUUUCAUUUUUGCCGCUUUUGAGUUCUUGUUUCAUACGUUCCUCCACACCUACAACGCGAGUUUGAUCUACUUUAGCUUGUCGCGUCCUCUGGGUCUCUCAAAUUUUCAAAUCGAAUGGAUGAUGGGAGUUUAUACCGGCCUAUACUCUGCAACCAUUUGUCAAUUAGCCAUACAAUUCAUCUACCGGUACUGGGCGAUUUUCGACACAGCAAAGCUCAAAUACUUCAACGGCGCAUUUUAUCUCCUUUGGGUUGGCUACUACUCAUUCUUCGGUGUCCUAUGGGCCUUUGCAGUGGGUCACUUUUUCGCGAUGGAUGGUUUUGGAAGAAAAUAUUUGGGUGAUGAGAUUUUGCUUCGUUAUGAGAGGAACAUCACCGAGAUUCCGGUACUUGGCCUCAUCGCUUAUGAAGGCGACGGCAUUCGUUGGAGAAAUGUUUACGGGUUGUCACUGAUGACACUGAUUUCCACUGUACAGUACUCGAUUAUUAUCGUUUGUGGGCAUCAGAUGUUUGUUGGGAUGCGUACAAAACUCACGGCACUUUCUCCACAACAUCGACGGCUUCAUCGGCAGUUUUUCAGAGCAUUGAUGAUUCAGGUAGAUUUUUUAAAAAAUACGACGGCAAAGUACAAGGAACCAAGCGGUAAAACUGCGAAAACGACGUUGACUCAACCUGGAAAAAUUGCAACAAUUCAAAAUCAAUGA
Messenger RNA from Caenorhabditis briggsae, 870 nucleotides. The record is from RefSeq and is a predicted model, not a curated record. Bases 1 to 870 code for a protein of 289 amino acids. NCBI's taxonomy places the organism in Eukaryota, Metazoa, Nematoda, Chromadorea, Rhabditida, Rhabditidae. The transcript is spliced from 3 exons.